AUACUUGAUGGAAUUAGUCUGUAGCUUUAGUUGUACUGUUUCACUCAUCAAGGAUGAUCUGAUGAAAUUUCCAUAACAUAAAUUCCAAACAUCAGUGUAUAGGUUAACUAUCUUCAUGAUCUAUAGGAGAUGUGGUAUAUUAGAUGGUGAUGUUGAUGAAGAGAAGAUCUCCGCUGACACUGUCUUACUUGUAUAUAGAAGUUUAUUACAAAGAAGUCCAGCAUCAAAACAAGCACUGCAGUAUCCUGUGAGAGGAUCCGAGCCAAUAUGGAUCUCUCUACCUACCAGCUCUAAACACCAGUAUAUAUAUGUUAGCUGUUUUCAUGAUCCAUAGGAAACAUCUGGACCUCAUUCAAUGACCUCAAACAGAGGGAAGGAAGGGAGAGAAAACCCUCACCUUUAACCCCUACUAGUUUAGGUUUCACAUUCUUGACCCUUAUCCUAAACAUGAACGCCAAAGGUUAACAUACAUAGAAUUUCAAACAUUCUUAAGAGUAGAAACAUAUGUAGACCUUCAGACACUACAGAGACAGUCCUCACUCAAUGACCUCUUACUCCAAGAAACAGAGAGGAAGGAGGGAGCCUCCUCUCCCUGACACCUACAGAUUUAUGUCCAGGGCUAACAGAAACCAUGUGAGAACAGAAACCAUAUAUGGGCCUUCAGAGGAGAGGAAGCCUCCCUCCCUGCCUCCUCUCUGUUUAUCUUGGAAUAAGGGGUCAUUGAGUGAGGUCCGGAUGUCUCGCUACUGCACUGCUUGAUUUGAUGCUGGACUCCUCUGUGGUAAACUUCUUUACACAAGCAGGAGGCGAGAUCAAGAACAAUGAGUGGUGACGGCACACGGGACGUGGACCAGGACCACAAGAAGUCCGGGAUGGAGGAGGAGGAGGACCAGAACACGGACCACCGGAGCAACGAACCCGCCGGGAACUCUGCGCUGCCGAGGCAGAGACCCAAGAAGAAACAUCGGAGAGUUCACACUAAAGAGAAGCGAUACAGCUGUGAGCAGUGUGGGAAGGCUUUUACAACCUCAGGUAAUUUAAAGGUCCACCAAUACGUCCACUCUGGAGAGAAACCAUACAGCUGUGAGCAGUGUGGGAAGGCUUUUACAACCUCAGACAAUUUAAAAAUCCACCAACGCGUUCACACUGGAGAGAAACCAUACCGCUGUGAGCAGUGUGGGAAAGCCUUUGCGAGGACAUGUAGUUUGAAAAUCCACGAACGCAUUCACACUGGAGAGAAACCGUACAGCUGUGAGGAGUGUGGGAAGACUUUUACAACCUCAGGUAAUUUAAAGAUCCACCAAUAUGUCCACACUGGGGAUGGAGAGAAACCGUUCAGCUGUGAGCAGUGCGGAAAGACUUUUACAACUUCUUCAAAUUUAAUACGCCACCAACACAGUCACGCUGGAGAGAAACCGUUCAGUUGUGAGCAGUGUGGGAAGAAGUUUGCAAGACUGUGUCACCUACAAAGACAUCAGCGUAUUCAUACAGGAGAGAAACCGUUCAGCUGUGACCAGUGUGGGAAAUCUUUUGCUAGAUUAGGUCAUUUAAAAGUCCAUAAACUCGUUCACACGGGAGAAAAGCCAUACAGGUGUGAUCAGUGUGGAGCAGCAUUUAGAACAGCACCCUACCUAAAACUCCACAAACGCUCCCACGCUGUGGAAAAACCCUACAGCUUGUGACCAAUGUGGGAAAGGGUUUUCACUGCUUUGUAGUUUAACAUAUCACAAACGCACUCACACCGGACAGAAACCGUAUGGCUGUGGGCAAUGUGGAGCUUUUUUCUCUCAGUUAGGGAGUCUGAGAAUCCACCAGCGUGUUCACACUA
Messenger RNA from Lates calcarifer (barramundi perch), 1828 nucleotides. RefSeq names its product zinc finger protein 239. The record is from RefSeq and is a predicted model, not a curated record. The transcript has 2 exons. Lineage: Eukaryota; Metazoa; Chordata; Actinopteri; Centropomidae. The coding region runs from base 822 to 1682 and encodes 286 amino acids.